This is a messenger RNA of Rhizophagus irregularis DAOM 181602=DAOM 197198, 999 nucleotides long. RefSeq lists its product as uncharacterized. NCBI's taxonomy places the organism in Eukaryota, Fungi, Glomeromycota, Glomeromycetes, Glomerales, Glomeraceae. The record is from RefSeq and is a predicted model, not a curated record.
AUGUUGUUAAUAGUGGUUCCAAUUAUUAUGUUAUUACUUCAUCAUUACUUUAAUACAAUUCCACCAAUUUUUCAAACAAUAUUUCAAGCAAUUUCGAUAUUAUUUGCAAAUGUAUUUAUUGUAAUUCCAAUAUCUAUUAUAUUAUUUAUUCGAGAUUUAGGAAAUGUAUUCUUUAAUAAAGAAAAAUCCGUAGACCCAAAAAUUAUUUUAAUCACAGGCGCAAGCUCCGGAAUAGGUGCGUCUAUUGCAAGAGAAUAUGCUAAACCUGGAGUUAUUUUAGGUCUUCUUGCACGUAGUGAAGAUAAGUUAAGUAAAGUAGCGGAACAAUGUAUAGAAAAAGGUGCAAAAUGUGAAAUCUUGAAAAUUGAUAUUUCAAAUAUUGAAAGUUUAAAUAAAGCAUUGGAAGAUUUUGAUGACAAAUAUCCAAUCGAUUUAUUAUUCGCUAAUGCCGGUCAAUUAGCUGCUACGAGAGAUAAUUUUGGUAAAGUUAAAUGGGAAGAUGCAUAUAAACCUUAUAUUGAUGUCAAUUAUAUUGGAAACAUUGCAAGUGUAAUGACUGUUUAUAAACGAAUGAAAGAAAGAAAACGUGGUCAAAUCGCAAUUACAACUUCAAUUGCGGGAUGGUUUAGCCCACCAACAACAGCAUUCUAUAAUUCUAUGAAAUCUGCAUUAAAUACAUUUGCACGUGAUCUUUUUUAUAUUGCUAAACCAUAUAAUGUUCAUAUCUCACUUAUAGUACCAGGAUUAAUUGAAACUAAUAUGACGGCACACCCAGAUCAACCAUUUCCUCAUACUCCUAAUCGUUAUGAAAGUGCUGACAAUUUAGCAAAAAUCAUUAAAUACCAAUUAUCUUAUAAUGUAUUUCAUAUUGGUUGGCCUUAUUUUCAAAAUAUAAUUACUUUUACUAUAGCUACUUUUCCUAUUAGAAUUCAAUUAUUAAUUUCCAAUAUGAUGGGUAAUCAUAUGACAAAAAAUGGUAAAAAUAUUGUAUUAACAUAG